AUGCCGACUGUCGUUCAGAUCAACCUGAAGCGCAGCUCCCACGCUUCAGCUAAUCUGGGGGUCCUUCUCCGGGAGAAGGACAUCGACAUCGGCCUCAUACAAGAGUCAUGGACAAGGGACGGACGAAUCUCUGGCAUUGCCAUAAAAGGGUACACAACAUUGUACACAUCAGUGAUGGCGCUUUGGUAUAACAACUCUAUUUACGGUUUACUUGAAAAUACUUCAACAUUUUGGUCAGAAGUGAAGCGGUAUCGGGAUUCUGCAGGCAACCCCUAUGAGGACGUGGUGAAUUUUGCUCUCAGCCUGCUUUCAUUGCCAUGGUCAAAUGCUGAAGUAGAGAGAGAUUUUAGCCAAGUAAACUUGGUGAAAACCAAAAUUAGGAACCGAUUAGAGGUGGAUACAUUAAAUGCCAUUUUGGCAAUCAGAUUCGGAUUGCGUCACCAUAAGUUAUGCUGUCAUAAUUAUAACUUGCCUGAGAAGUACCUCCAAUUAAUUGGCUCCAUGGCUACAUAUGAGGACAGCAAUGAUGAUGACGGGAAAAUAAUAGAAGAUGCCUUAAAACUAUUAUCUUAAUAAUAAAAAAUAAUAAUA
Molecule: messenger RNA, 591 nt
Organism: Drosophila kikkawai
Lineage: Eukaryota; Metazoa; Arthropoda; Insecta; Diptera; Drosophilidae
Source: RefSeq, a predicted model, not a curated record